Cladocopium goreaui is the source of this 727-nucleotide messenger RNA. NCBI's taxonomy places the organism in Eukaryota, Dinophyceae, Suessiales, Symbiodiniaceae. The record is from the annotation of a GenBank genome assembly.
GUUGCGAACAGCCAAGCAACGCUCGGAUGACUUCACGGAGGACAUGAAGAUCAAUCUCACAGAGAUGUCGUUGAUCGCUCCGAAUGGUCCACGCUCCAGUCACUGGGAGCUGGCUUGCAAGCAGCUCAAUGCAGGCGAGCGUCAGCAGCUUGAAGCCGCUUAUGUGGAGCGCCUGAAGCCUGUCUACGAGCAGCUCGGAGGUGACAUUGAGCACCCUGAGGCUGCAUGUGUGGACUUCCGACUCUUCGUGGUGGUUCUCAUCGGCUUAGCCAAGUUUCAAGACAAGCCGAAGUUGACAACCAUGGUGGGUGAGAAGCCCGAACAGGAGCAGGCUCGCAGGCGAUUGACCAUGGCCAUCAGGGUCCUUUGUCCGAAUGAUGGAAAGGAUGAGGCACAGGGAAAGGGCAAAAAGAAGAAGGUCCCCAAUGGACGCAGGUUGACCGAGGAUGAGUUGUUUAUCGUCAUCCUUGCGAUGCAUUUGAUUUUUAUUGAGAAUUCACACAAGUUGCACGAGCUCGUUAGGAAGAAGGUGGACAUUAUGUUGAGCAACGCUGCUGCGGAUUCAGAGUAUGGGUGCCAAGUGCUGUUUCACACACGAAAAUCAAGGACUCGUUCCACAGGUGUCCGGAAGGGCCGAGGGGACGUUGCCCGGCUCUAUGUGAAGGGUGAGAAGUCUAAACAAAAACUGGCUGAAACCAUCCUGUUUCAGGGAAGCAACACUGCAUGA